This is a messenger RNA of Drosophila kikkawai, 3967 nucleotides long. RefSeq lists its product as uncharacterized. NCBI's taxonomy places the organism in Eukaryota, Metazoa, Arthropoda, Insecta, Diptera, Drosophilidae. Gene Ontology annotation, molecular function: protein binding. The record is from RefSeq and is a predicted model, not a curated record.
AUGGCCAAGUGCCGCAGUCGCUCCAUACUAAUUAACGAUGAAGCGCCCAUGCCGGAGGCACCCUGCCCUGCGCCAGCUCCUGCUCCAGUUCCAGCUCCAGCGAGUCCCUCGCCACAAGCCCAACAACAACAACAACAACAACCGCAACAACAGAACUACUUACCUCAAACAUCUUUGCUGAAAAUCGAACCGUUCGUUCCUAGUUUUAAUCAAAGACUACGCCGGCGUCCUAUUGGUCGCUCCCAUAGCACCUUAAGCCACAAUGCCGUCCCGAAGCGUCCAGUGCAACAGCAGCUCCAUAUCCAGCAGCAGCAGCAGUCGGAGCUCCAGGUUGGCCAGCCGCAGCAGCUCAAGCGGAGCUAUGCGGCCGCCGUCCAAAUCCGGCAGCAGCAACAGCAGCAGCACCAACGGAACUUGCCACGUGGCGUUGGCAUCCAGCGACAGCGCUCCAAGUCCACCUCCUCCUCGGCGGCCUCCAACAACUGUCGCCCGGCCACAGCCGCUGCCACGCCCAACACGCUGGUGGGCAGCACAGGCGGAACGCUGGUCAGUGGUGCCAUAGUAACGCCCCAGCCUAAUGGCAUCUGCCGGAUCCAGCGGCUGGCCAAGGAGCGCGAGGAGCUGCCCGACCGCAUCAAUUAUGACCGCCGGGGGCUGACCGCCAUACCCAUCUUCGAGCAGGAACCCAAUCUGAGGCUGCUGUCGCUGCAGCACAAUCUGAUCAACACCUUCCACAUACCCAAGGAGCUGCCACCGCCGCCACCGCCUCCGCCGGCGGUGCCCACUCCGGCUAUUGCCACACCGAGGGAGGGGAAUAAUAAUAAUAUCAAGCUGGGAGAAUACAACACCAACGGAAGCAAGCAACUGCCGGAGGGAGGACGUUCUGGUCUGCGUGGCCACCAUCCAGGGAGACUCACCCGCGCCAUGACCAAUGCCGGGAACCCGCACAACCACCGCCUGUCGCCAAAAUCCGGCGGCAGUCCAGGAUCGGGCAGUCCGCUGACCACCCAGGCACUGGCCAUCAAUGGAGGCGGAGCCGCCGGACGAUCCAAGCUUACCAAGAGGGGCUACAACUACGGACAGGCGCAGCUAACACCGCCGCCGGCCCUGAGGAUGCGUUACGGUCUGGAGAAGUCCAAGAGCUUUGUAAGCAGCAGCCUGCAGGCGAUGAAGCACCAGCAGCAGGUGAUACAGCGUCGGGCCUUCCUCAAUGCCAACAGAGGAGCUGGAGCAGGCCUACCCGGAGGAGGCGGAGGUGCAGGCUGUAAUCUCCUCCAGAGCUGUGACGAAGGCAGCGCCCUGCAUAACAGCAACCUUUCGCUGUGCGGCGGCUACGGCGAGGAAGAGGACGCCCCCAGUGUGAUGGCCUCCAUUUCGGCCCUGGAGCAGCUGAGCAUCAAGAACAAGCAGCUGAGCCUAAGCGCCAGUUACGGGAGCAUAUUCCAGCAGCUCGUUUUCCUGGAUCUCUACGAUAACCAGAUCGAGAGGAUAGCCAACUUGGAUGGCCUGCCGUCGCUGUCGGUCUUGCUGCUCGGCAAGAACAGGAUCACGGAUAUAGGGGGUCUGUCCUCUUUGAAGGACUCACUCAGGGUGCUGGAUCUGCAUGGCAACAAGCUCACCAGUCUGGGCAGCCGCAUCAACUGCCUGCAGCAGCUCAAGUCGCUGAAUCUGGCGGGGAAUCAGAUUCGUCAGAUUAACCAGCAGGACUUCCUGGGACUCCGCUGUUUGAGGGAACUAAACUUGAAGAGGAACAAGCUGCGGCGGAUCAAUGGCUUCCAGCACCUCGUGGCCCUGGAGCGGCUGUGGCUGUGCCACAACGAGCUGCACCGCGUGGACGACAUGGCCAGCAUUGCAAGAGCCAGCCGUCUGCUGGAGGUCACUAUCGAGAACAAUCCCGUCUCGCUGGCGGGGGACUGCGUGUCCUUCCUGGUCUCGUACCUCCCGCUGCUGCAGUCGCUCAGCCAGAUGCCCAUCACAGAGCAGGUGCGUCGAGCGGCCCUGGCCUGGCGCCAGCACAAGGAGCAGGCUCAAGCUGCUCCCGGGAGCUCUGAAGCCUAUCAGAGCAUUCGCCGGGAGGAAGUGAUAUCCAAUGCGCGGACGAACUGGGAGCUGCUGCGAUCCCAGCAGACUGUUGUGGGUCGUCCCAAGAGCCGGCUGACCAGCGAGCUGGCCAAGAUCAACGAGUCCAACGAAGGUCCAGCCGCCGAGGAGGCGGAGACUGAGUCCGAGGAGUCGCAGCAGCCCAAGGAGCUAAUGGACGAACUGCAAGCGCUGAUCAAGUUGCCUCCGAUAGCCAAGAACCUGCAGACGCCGCAGGAGGAGGAUGGCGGCUCCUCGGAGGCCUCUAGCUUGGGGCCCAACGUCGACUCCUGCUCCAGUUGCUACAGCACGGACAAUGAGGAGGGUGUCAAGAACAAGCCGCAGACGCCACAGAUGGACGAGAACUGCAACAAGUUGGGAUUGGUGGAGAAAAGUCCUCCGUCACCUGUUCCAGCUCCUCCCCCAGCGUCAGCUCCAUCCCCAGAUUGCACUAAGGUGAUACCUCCGCCUGUGGUAGCUUCUUCUCCUUCGCCGCCUGCCUUGACCUUGACGCCACCGGCUGCUCCUGGAACUCCAGUGCCCGGUGCUGCCCCUACCCCGCCACCAGCCGCAGUGAACAAUACGUUGCCAGUGCCCGCCACAGCUUCCUCCAGCACCAGCCGUCCGGCCAGCAGCAAGCAGCGAUCCAGACACGCACCCAUCACCCAGUUGGGGUUGCAGAUAAACCAGAGAGGGGGCGCAUCCUCCAGGCGCUACAUGGCUGGUAGCUUGGUGCGGGCCCAGACCGUCAGCAGCAGCACCAGCAACAGCAGCAGCUCCAAUAGCACAGGUCGCGGCAAGGCCUCCAACAAUGGCCUAACUCUGGUGGCCACACAGACGAAGGCUUCGACAAGUGCUUCGUCCAAUCAGUCAUCAGCGGGUGCUGGUACCACUGCCGGAACAGGGGGAGCAGGGGCAGCUGCAUCAGGAGCUGGAGGAGCAGCAGCCACGCCCACAGCGGCCAUCACGGUAUCCAAGCCCAGCGCCGCCGAGCGGGAGAGAGAGCAAGGCGGCGAUUAUCUGAUCGAGAUCUGCGGAAGGUACUUAAACAUCUAUGGCCAGGGAGCCCUUCGCUUCAUCGACAAGCAGUGGAAUCCGGCCAAGGCCAACGAUGUGCACACCCUGAACUUCAGCUACAUCAACUUCAACAGCAUUGUCUGUGUGCUCGGAAGGAUCAAGGUGCGGUUUCCGCACGCCGAGCACUUUGUCUUCCGCGAAACGAACAUCUCCUGUUUGGGGCAGAUCAAUGGACUGGCCGAGCUGCAGGGUCUAAGCAGCCUGCUCAUCGAUGCCGAGGGAAAUGGCAUCACUCUGAAGGAGUCCUGGCGAGCGUACGCUAUAUACAGGCUGUCGCACUGGGGUCUGAAGCAGCUCAACGGACAGGAGGUCACCGAGGCCGAAGUGGAGGCUUCGAAUGCCAUGUACGUGGGUCUCUCCGAUCUGGUGCUGUGGUCCAUGCCGGAGGUGAUGCUGCAGCCUUUGUUGGCGCGCCUGCGUCUCGAUGAGACCUGCACGGCCAGUAAGCUGUCGCCAAAGGAGUGGCUCCUUCGGCCGGACAACAAAUCCCUGCGUCUGGUGGUGGGCAAGGAGGCGCUUCAGUGGAAGAAGAACGCCGGAGGUGCAGGAUCUGGGGCGACAACUGCCUCUGCCAUGUCCCUGAAUCCCGCAACAGAAGCGGGAAGCACUGCCAUGGCGCCCAGUGCACGGGAUCGAGGCCGCCAGCACUUUGCCGUGCUGCUGGAGAACACCUGCAACGCUGUGGAGAAGCUGCACAAGCUGGAGACGCUCUGGCCGAGCAUGCUGCUGGACAUUGUGCGGAAUACACUGCUGGAUUACGCCCAGUUGGAUGUCUACCUGCGCAACCUCAUGUGCGAGCUGAUGAAGUGAG